GUACAAGGCACUGUUGCGCCACUUGAGCCAUAUCAGGUGACUAACGUGUUGAAGUUCCACCGCAACGCCAAGACAUGGACAAGGAGACAAACAAGGAGGCUUGUCCCGGGAACGUGGAGGACAUGGAGGACACUGAGGACUCACUUUUCGGAUAUUUGGACGACGAAGACGACCUGGAAGCUUUUUCAGACGCCGACCUGAACGUCGAGGACGGAGUCACAGGCUUCAAUGGCUCCCUGCCUGGAGAGGUGAAACCUCGCAUCCUGCUGAUGGGUCUGCGAAGGAGUGGCAAGUCCUCCAUCCAGAAGGUGGUUUUCCAUAAAAUGUCUCCAAACGAGACGCUGUUCCUGGAGAGCACCAACAAGAUCUGCAGGGAGGACGUCUCCAGCAGCUCCUUUGUCAGCUUCCAGAUCUGGGACUUCCCCGGUCAGAUUGAUUUCUUUGACCCCACCUUUGACUAUGAAAUGAUCUUCAGGGGCACUGGAGCGCUGAUCUUUGUUAUCGACGCGCAGGACGACUAUGUGGAGGCGCUGUGUAGGCUUCAUCUCACAGUGACACGGGCCUACAAAGUCAAUCCAGACAUCAACUUUGAGGUCUUCAUUCAUAAAGUGGACGGCCUGACGGACGAGCAUAAGAUUGAGAAGCAGAGGGAUAUUUAUAAACGUUCCAAUGACGACAUGGCGGAUUCCGGACUGGAGCAAAUACAUCUGAGUUUCUAUUUGACCAGUAUAUACGACCACUCCAUAUUUGAAGCAUUCAGCAAAGUCGUCCAGAAGCUCAUCCCCCAGUUGCCUGCUCUGGAAAACCUUCUAAACAUCUUCAUAUCUAACUCAGGUGUUGAGAAGGCCUUCCUUUUAGAUGUGGUCAGUAAGAUUUACAUCGCCACAGACAGCAGCCCGGUGGACAUGCAGACUUAUGAACUUUGUUGUGACAUGAUUGACGUGGUCAUUGACAUCUCAUGCAUCUACGGUCUAAGCGACACGGAAGCAGCUUUACCUUAUGACAAGGAGUCCAUGGCCAUCAUCCACCUCAACAAUGUAACAGUCAUGUACCUGAAGGAAGUCACCAAGUUCCUUGCUAUGGUCUGCUUCCUUCGCAAAGAAAGCUUUGAGAGAAAAGGACUCAUCGAUUACAACCUACACUGCUUCAAGAAAGCCAUUCAGGAUGUUUUUGACGUCAGAGUGAAGCUUCAGCACAACAGAAAAUUCUUCCAUCGGAGGACAAGCAGCAAAGGCAGCAGUUUGCACUGAACACCCCCCCAUUCCCCCACCGCAUCCACUGAACACCCCCAUUCCCCCACCGCAUCCACUGAACACCCCCAUUCCCCCACCGCAUCCACUGAACACCCCCAUUCCCCCACCGCAUCCACCAUUGGACUGGGGAAUAGUAGCUGGCAUCCUUCACCUUUCAUGGCAUCAUCAUCUUCUGGCUCCGCCCUUUGACACUUAAAUCCACCCUCAUGGAUCUCCUCAAAGAUCUACUGCUUUAUCCUCAUAGAUCUAAACUCAUAGAUCUACUGCUUUAUCCUCAUAGAUCUAAACUCAUAGAUCUACUGCUUUAUCCUCAUAGAUCUAAACUCAUAGAUCUACUGCUUUAUCCUCAUAGAUCUACUGCUUUACCCUCAUAAAUCUAUCGCUUUAUCCUCAUAGAUCUACCCUCAUAGAUCUACCACUUUAUCCUCAUAAAUCUACCACUUUAUCCUCAUAAAUCUACCGCUUUAUCCUCAUAGAUCUACUGCUUUAUCGUCUUUAUCGUCAUAGAUCUAUCCUCAUAAAUCUACCGCUUUAUCGUCAUAGAUCUACCCUCAUAGAUCUACCCUUAUAGAUCUACCGCUUCAUCCUCAUAAAUCUACCGCUUUAUCCUCAUAGAUCUACUGCUUUAUCAUCUUUAUCGUCAUAGAUCUACCCCCAUAGAUCUGCUUUAUCGUCUUUAUCGUCAUAGAUCUACCCUCAUAGAUCUACCGUUUUAUCCUCAUAAAUCUACCGCUUUAUCGUCAUAGAUCUAUCCUCAUAAAUCUACCGCUUUAUCGUCAUAGAUCUAUCCUCAUAAAUCUACCGCUUUAUCGUCAUAGAUCUACUGCUUUAUUGUCUUUAUUGUCAUAGAUCUACCCUCAUAGAUCUACCGCUUUAUCCUCAUAAAUCUACCGCUUUAUCCUCAUAGAUCUACUGCUUUAUCGUCUUUAUCGUCAUAGAUCUACCCUCUUAGAUCCACUGCUUUAUCGUCUUUAUUGUCAUAGAUCUACCCUCUUAGAUCCACUGCUUUAUCGUCUUUAUCGUCAUAGAUCUACCCUCUUAGAUCCACUGCUUUAUCGUCUUUAUUGUCAUAGAUCUACCCUUAUAGAUCUACCGCUUUAUCCUCAUAAUUCUACCGCUUCAUCCUCAUAGAUCUACCCUCAUAGAUCUACCGCUUUAUCCUCAUAAAUCUAUCGCUUUAUCCUCAUAGAUCUACCCUCAUGGAUCUACCACUUUAUCUUCACAAAUCUACUGCUUGAACAUCAUAGACCUAUCCUCAUAGAUCUACCGCUCUAUCUU
This is a messenger RNA of Doryrhamphus excisus (bluestripe pipefish), 2531 nucleotides long. It is a transcript of the gene rragd, whose product is annotated as ras-related GTP binding D. The record is from RefSeq and is a predicted model, not a curated record. Lineage: Eukaryota; Metazoa; Chordata; Actinopteri; Syngnathiformes; Syngnathidae. Gene Ontology annotation, molecular function: GTPase activity; GTP binding. Gene Ontology annotation, biological process: negative regulation of autophagy; cellular response to starvation; positive regulation of TORC1 signaling. Gene Ontology annotation, cellular component: Gtr1-Gtr2 GTPase complex; nucleus; lysosome.